Aspergillus heteromorphus CBS 117.55 is the source of this 504-nucleotide messenger RNA. RefSeq lists its product as uncharacterized. The record is from RefSeq and is a predicted model, not a curated record. NCBI's taxonomy places the organism in Eukaryota, Fungi, Ascomycota, Eurotiomycetes, Eurotiales, Aspergillaceae. The transcript has 2 exons. Bases 1 to 504 code for a protein of 167 amino acids.
AUGGGCACCACCCCCUCGCAAGAAAACUCCAACCCCACCCUCUCCGACGUGCUCCCCAAGAACCGGCUCAUCAACGUCUUCGCCUCGCUGACCCGCCAAUUCGACUCGGUCGAGUCGCGCCUCAACGACCCCACCCAGAACAUGACGGUCCUGGCGCCCCGGAACAGCGCGAUCAUGGACCUGCCGCGCAAGCCGUGGGAGAAUCCGGACGAUUAUGCGCGGUACGGCGAGGCGGAGGCGUAUGAGGGGAGUGAGGGGCAGGAUCGCGCGAAGAAGAAUCUGGAGAGGUUCGUGAUGGCGCAUGUUGUUGUUGGGAGUCCAUGGGGUGAUGGGGUGGAAGGAGAGGGGAGGGGAGGGGAGACGAUGGCGGGGGAUAAGGUGGGGUGGGUGAGGAGGGGGGAGAAGAUUUAUAUCCAACCCGGUGAUGUCGAGGUGGAUAGUAUUGCGGAGAAGGUGUCGAAUGGGGAGGUUUGGAUUCUGAAUGGGGUUCUAAAUUAUGCCUAG